Messenger RNA from Mercenaria mercenaria, 722 nucleotides. RefSeq names its product 60S ribosomal protein L9-like. The record is from RefSeq and is a predicted model, not a curated record. Bases 108 to 677 code for a protein of 189 amino acids. The transcript has 5 exons. Gene Ontology annotation, molecular function: structural constituent of ribosome; rRNA binding. Gene Ontology annotation, biological process: cytoplasmic translation. NCBI's taxonomy places the organism in Eukaryota, Metazoa, Mollusca, Bivalvia, Venerida, Veneridae. Gene Ontology annotation, cellular component: ribosome; cytosolic large ribosomal subunit.
AGUUGUCUUGUUGGCGAAAGGGUAUCCACUCUCACGAAAUAAAAUUUCCACGUACACCGAACAGUUUACUUCCUUUUCCGGUGUGGACCACUAACGAAAGUGGAAAUAUGAAGACUCUUCUAACAACACAGACUAUUGAGGUUCCUGAUGGAGUUGAAGUUAAAGUUCGCUCCAGAAAGGUAAUGGUGAAAGGCCCAAGAGGCUCCCUGUCCAGAACAUUCAAGCAUUUGGCAGUAGAUAUCCAGAUGGAUGGCAAAAAGAAAAUCAAGGUCAUCAAGUGGUUCGGCAAGCGCAAGGAACUUGCUGCUGUCAACACAGUCUGCAGUCACAUUGAGAACAUGUUCAAGGGUGUUACUAAGGGCUUUUUGUACAAGAUGAGAUCUGUUUACGCCCAUUUCCCCAUCAACGUUUCUGUCAGUGAAGACAAAAAGGCUGUGUCCAUUAGAAACUUCUUGGGAGAGAAGUACACAAGACAUGUAAGCAUGUUGGAGGGUGUAGCCAUAAAUGCUGCCCCAGGAUUGAAGGACGAGUUCCACUUGACAGGAAAUGACAUCGAAUUGGUGUCAAGAUCAGCUGCUCUUAUUCAACAGUCCACAACAGUAAAAAACAAGGAUAUCCGAAAGUUUUUGGACGGCAUCUAUGUUUCAGAGAAGACUACGGUUGUUCAGGAAGAUUAAAUGAGGACUUUGUUGUAUAGAGGAAAAAUAAAGAGAAAAAUCGCA